Messenger RNA from Tetranychus urticae (two-spotted spider mite), 1758 nucleotides. RefSeq lists its product as uncharacterized. Lineage: Eukaryota; Metazoa; Arthropoda; Arachnida; Trombidiformes; Tetranychidae. The record is from RefSeq and is a predicted model, not a curated record.
CAUUUUAUUGUCUAAAAUCAAAAGAUUCACACACAUGAAGUUUGUAAAAAUUUGUUUAUAUUUUCGAUUAUUAUUUCAAAUUAUUAUGUUGUUUCAUACAUCGAGUCAUCUUUGUUAAAAGUACAGUUAACAAUUGAUAAGUAUCUAUUUAGAAGAUUAUAUUUAAUUACUAUUCAACAAUGGACUGCGGUAAAUUGGACCUUAAUUCGUUACAAUUGAAAUUGUAUGCCGAGUUUGAUCAAUGGCAAGAUUUUGUAGCCGCUGUUGAUGAAUUUCAACGUAAAACCUCGAUAAAAUUGACAAUCACAACAAGUAGGAAGCUUAAGAGUCGAGUUAGGGGAAGCAAAAAGAGAAAAACGUUCAAAAAGAUUGGAGAAGGUGUACCAGAAGAAGAUGAACAUGAACAAGACCAUGAUGAAUCAAUUGACUCCAGUGGUGAUCUUAAUGACGAUGAAUCGCAAUCGCAAGAGGGUACAACUGUGUCUAUCAAAGGUUUUGAAUACCAAUAUCUGAAAUUAACCUGUAAACAUUAUGGUGGUUACAGGUCAACAUCGAAAGGAAUCAGACCAAAUCAAAGAACGGCCAAGCUAAUGUGUCCUACAUAUAUCUAUGCCUGUUUCGAUCACUAUAAACAAAAAUUCAUCAUCAAACAGAUGGUUGUAGAUUGUAACCACGAAUUAAAAGACGAGCAUGUACUGAUUUCCAAGCUGUUCAAAGACAAAGAUGCUGACAAUAUAUCUUCCGAUACAAAUGAAACAACCCCAAAGAAGAAAUAUGUUAAAGUACGGAAUAGAAAUGUACUCAAAAUACCUCUUGAAUCGCCUGCAGUUUCCAACUAUGUGCCAUCACCGACUGUGAGAAUUAAAUGUAAUCACGAGUUAUCUGAAUCGUGUGAGGCAGCAAGUUUAACAUCAGAGGAUUUGCACUCAAUACACGAACUUUUUAUACCAAAAUCUAAAAAAGAACAAAAUGAUCUUAUACUUGAAUGGAUUCAAGUUCUUCCAUAUGCAGCCAAUACAGUGCAAGUUUUAUUUAGGUUACCCGCUUUCGAUGGUUCUUUGGUUCGUGUUUGUUAUAAAUCUUUUUCGCAAGUACUGAAAGUGGCGAUUAAUCGAAUCAAUGAAUUGAUAAUUGCAAAUUACGACGAAUUUGGCAACUUCCUCGAUAAAAACAAACAAUCAGGUGAUUCAAGAGAAAUUGAAAAUUGUAUCGCCAACAUAUUAACAUCAUUUUCUAAAGAGGGAGACUCUGAAGAUACUCAUCAAGUAAUUUACUGUGAUACUGUUGACGUACCCUAUGCUGAAGACACUAUCGAGGAAAGUUUCGUAGAGGAAAACAUUAACAACAUGAUCGAAACACCUCCUUCAUGCAAGAAUGAGUCUCGAGAUACUGUGCAACUUCUCAACCCGUUGAAACCUCCAGUGAUUAAAGUUAGCCCGUCUGGGGAUAAAUUUUUUCUUGAAAUAAACUGCGAAUACAGCGUAACGCUACAAAAUGUUAGUAUUGAAAACGGUGGUAAAACUAUUAAAGUUAGUUUCAGUGCUAAAUGAGAACAUAUUAUCCAACAAUUCAUCAAAUCAAUGGAUCUCAAUAUUUAACACCGACCCAUCAUAAUAUUCCCUGUAACUUUUCUCUAUUUUUGAUGUUAAACUUCGUUUUAUGAACUUCAUCAACGGGAAUGAGCAGCAAUCACCCCCUUCUUGUACCGUAAAAAACAACCUUAACAAAAUUGAAAUAUAAUGUUUAUUUGUAAACUGA